Molecule: messenger RNA, 705 nt
Organism: Alternaria alternata
Lineage: Eukaryota; Fungi; Ascomycota; Dothideomycetes; Pleosporales; Pleosporaceae
Exons: 4
Coding region: 1-705 (234 amino acids)
Source: RefSeq, a predicted model, not a curated record
AUGAAGUUCCUUGCCACCAUCAUCCUCCUUACCUUCCUCGCAGCCACGGUCAUCGCAGGUGAUUGCAUGAAAGCACCUUUUCACUGCAAUGGUAUGUCUUUCACCUGUACCACCGCCAUUCUCGUCACCCUCUUCACCACUACAGCUUCGGCGACUGAGUGUACAGUACCUGUUCUCUGCACCCGUAGCGUCGGUAAAUCGCGGCUCAUAGCAAACAUACCCGGCUUUGAAGAAUUCGGCGACUCUUACAGCAGCAUCGAGUGUGCCCAGAGUCUUGUCGUGUCCUCUGUGAUGGGGAUGAAGACCUGCCCCGCUGUGCCAUCGGUGUCUCACCCCUUCCCCCAGGUCGUCACGAUAUCGUCCACACCAUACCCACCAACUACACGACCACCCAUCUCAGCAAGAACAACACGCACCCACCCAUACGGGUCGUCUGAACUGCGCGCUUACCAAGCUCCAGCGAUGGUUUCUUUCUCCGCCGUCCUCAUCCUAAGCUAUCCAUUACACCCACCUCCUUCACGCUCGCCAUCCUCCUCCACUCUGGCUAUCCUCUCCUCAGCACGACAGAAUUUAACAAGAUUACCCAAUUCUUUCGAACAAGGAAAAGAACUCGUUGGCUCUGUCAGUGUAGCGCGCGUGCGGCCCAGAACAUCUAAGGGCAUCACAGACCUGUUAUUGCCUCAAACUUCUAUCAACUUAAGUUGA